CGUCCUUUGUCCCACCGCCUGCCAUCGGAGAACGCUUAAUACUCAACGCAUCGUGGUCGCUGUUGGCUCGAUGGCACCUCCGAAGUGAACGGCGGAAAGGAACACGACUGACUUGUCUUUGACAGUUCCAUUCUAGUUCCGUUCCUUCAAUGCUGCCAUGUCGUAAUGCCCACCCAACACUGAUCUUCGCGGACGCUUCUCAGGCCACGGAAGCCACCUUGCAUCAGCGACACGGCUUCCCCGCGACGCCGUCCGCAAACACAGAGCAAGCACGAACCUCCACGAGCGCAGAAACCCAGAGGACACUUCGAACCACACACAGGCGUCGACUGAUGGCCCUACGCCCGCUGGCGAUCGCCUCUUCCGCGAACAUGCUUCUCUACCACCGAUCCCGUUCACCAUCAGCGCCCGUGCAGCCGUCGCUUCGCGCCAGGCCCACCCGCACGCUCCGCUACGCCUGCGAAGCACGAUCUCCCUGGCCCGGUUGCCUAUUCGGGAGGCGAGUACGCCGACGCGGGCUCUGGGUCCGCCCGAUUUGGGGUUGUUCGCCCUCGGCGCAUCAUGAUCUUGCGCACGCGACAGCGAUGGCAUCAUGUCUGUCGCGGUGUUCGUGCUACUCAACAUACUGGCUUCCCUGCGCUAAGUUCUGUUCUGUGGUAUGGGGACGGCGAAGAUGCGAGAGGCGAUCUCCUUGUGGAGAGCUAGCGUCCGCACCGGUGGACCGACUUCGCGUAGUCGUGUGCCCAAAUGAUAGCGUAUUCUCAAAGUUUUCCACGGGUCAUCUGUGCGUCGUCUACGUAAUGCGCUACCUGUCCUCGCAGGCGAUCGGUGCAAAUGGGGAAAGCCUGCGUUAGUGAUCUGUGACGAAGUGGGCAGCCCCACCGGGUGGCUGCAAUUGCCAGUGCGCACAGGUUCCGAAUUCGUGCUGUACUCGUCGUGUUCUCCGCGGACGAAGCAGAGCUCGCGUCGCAGAGCCCCGUCGCGAGCCCACCCCAGUCGGCGGCGAACGACGAGAGAGCACAGAACUCGCAGUGCGCACUCCGGCUGUGGAAUGAGAACCCGACACCUGCCGGACGUGCCAUUCCAAAUGCACACAAGUCGUCGUGGUCAUGCUGCAACCUCCGCCGUUGUGCCGAGUGCGCGACUC
Molecule: messenger RNA, 1147 nt
Organism: Rhodofomes roseus
Lineage: Eukaryota; Fungi; Basidiomycota; Agaricomycetes; Polyporales; Fomitopsidaceae
Exons: 2
Coding region: 150-854 (234 amino acids)
Source: RefSeq, a predicted model, not a curated record